Hansenula ciferrii is the source of this 819-nucleotide messenger RNA. It is a transcript of the gene PAD1, whose product is annotated as phenylacrylic acid decarboxylase PAD1. Bases 1 to 819 code for a protein of 272 amino acids. The transcript has a single exon. The record is from RefSeq and is a predicted model, not a curated record. Lineage: Eukaryota; Fungi; Ascomycota; Saccharomycetes; Phaffomycetales; Wickerhamomycetaceae. Gene Ontology annotation, molecular function: carboxy-lyase activity.
AUGCUCAUCAGAUCACAAAUACCCAAGUCAAUAUGGAGAUCAAGUUCCAUUAGAUUGUUUUCCAGUUCAUCAUUACUCAGAUCAUCAACACCAUCAUCAACAAACAUUAAACAAUCAGAAUCAAUAGAUAAACAAUCUCCUGAAUAUAAAGAAUUUCAAGAGUUUCAAAAAUGGAAAAAUUUACAAUCACAAUCAACAUUAGAUAAACCAAAAAGAAUAGUUGUUGCUAUAACAGGUGCAACAGGUGUUGUAUUAGGUGUUAAAAUUUUGGAAAUGUUACAAAAAUUAGGUGUGGAAACUCAUGUAAUAAUAUCUAAAUGGGGUGUUGGAACAAUGAAAUUUGAAACAGAUUAUACUUUAAAAGAUAUAACAAGAUUAUCCACGGUUCAUUAUUUAUCAAAAGAUGUUUCUGCUCCAAUUUCAAGUGGUUCAUUCCAUCAUGAUGGUAUGAUUGUUGUACCAUGUUCAAUGAAAACUUUAUCAGCUAUAAGGACAGGUUAUACUGAAGAUUUAAUCGUUAGAGCUGCAGAUGUUACAAUUAAAGAGAAAAGAAGAUUAUUAUUAUGUGUUAGAGAAACUCCAUUAUCAAGUAUUCAUUUAGAAAAUAUGUUAUCAUUAAGUAAUAAAGAUGUUAUAAUUUUCCCACCAGUCCCUGCUUUUUAUACAAGACCUAAAUCUAUUGAUGAUAUUGUUCAACAAACGUCGGGGAGAAUAUUGGAUUUUUUUGGUUUAGAUACUAGUAAUUUCCCUAGAUGGAAUGGUAUGACAAAUCCUAAUGUUGUGGAGGAUAAAGAUGAAGGAAGUUUUGAAAAGGAAUGA